This is a messenger RNA of Electrophorus electricus (electric eel), 3862 nucleotides long. It is a transcript of the gene ncapg, whose product is annotated as non-SMC condensin I complex, subunit G. The record is from RefSeq and is a predicted model, not a curated record. Gene Ontology annotation, biological process: mitotic chromosome condensation. Lineage: Eukaryota; Metazoa; Chordata; Actinopteri; Gymnotiformes; Gymnotidae. Gene Ontology annotation, cellular component: cytoplasm; condensin complex; condensed chromosome.
GCGAGAUGUUAGUUUGAAAAGUGGCGGUUUGGCACCAGUUUAAACAGGAGAAACGGUUUUCGGAAGCAAGGAAACAUCUUAAAGACCGUCGACAUGACAGCUGAAAACGAACUUGAGAUAAAAGAAGCUUUUCAGCGUGCACAGAAAGCUCACAACAACAAAGCCAAGCUUGUAGCCAGUUUGAAGAACAGAUAUGUUAAGCUGGAGGACAAGUCUGAGUUCCAUGAGGAGUUCCUCCGUUGCCUGAAGUAUGCCAUGAUCAUCUACACAAGAGAACCUGCGGUGGAAAAUGUCAUAGAUUUUGCAGUGAAAUUUGCUGUUAGUUUUGAAACACCUGUGAAUGAAGAGGAGGAGGAGGAGGAGGAGGAGGAAGAUAUUUCAUUUCUGAAUUUCCUGUUUAACUUUCUUUUGGAGUCUCAUGGAGCCAGCAGUCAUGCAGUGAGGUUUCGUGUAUGUCAGCUGGUGAAUAAACUGUUGGGGAGUCUGAGUGAGAGUGCCCAGAUAGAUGAUGAUCUUUGUGAGAGGAUCCAUGAAGUCAUGCUCAUUAGAGUAACAGACAAAUACCCAAAUGUCAGAAUCCAGGCGGCACUGGCAAUGGCCAGGCUGCAGGACCCCAGCAAUGAACACUGCCCCACUAUCAAAGCAUACAUCUUGCUUCUGGACAAUGACUCCAACCCUGAGGUUCGCCGCGCUGUUCUGUCUUGCAUUGCUCCUUCAGCCUUUACACUCCCUAAAAUCUACAAACGCACUCGGGAUGUCAAAGAGAAAGUCAGGAAACUGGCCUAUCAGGUGCUUGCUGAAAAAGUUCAUAUUCGAGCUUUGACUAUUGCACAAAGAGUCAGUCUACUGCACCAAGGCCUCAAUGACUCAGCAGAUUCGGUGAAGGAUGUUGUAAAGACUGAUUUACUGCCUGCAUGGUUGCAGUUACUGCAGGGAGAUGUUUUACAGUUGCUGCAUAGACUAGAUGUUGAAAAUUGUGCGGAGACUGCAGUUUCUGCCCUGCAUGCUCUUUUCUCCAUGAUGACGACCUUUGACGAACUCCUGCAGAAUGGCCCCCAGCUGGAUGAGCGGAAGCUGAUUCCUGUGGACUCUCUGUCGUGUGAGAAUGUGUUGUACUGGAGGGCCCUGUGUGAAUUUAUCAAGAGCAAAGGUGCUGAGGGGGAGGAGCUACUUGAGCGUCUUCUGCCUGAACCUGCUAUAUUUGCUGAAUACCUGUACAGUUAUCUGAAGAGUGUUCCCUUGAUGUCUGAGGAAGAGAAGGCUGACAUGACUCAGCUGGAAUUGGUGAUGACAAAAGAGUUCAUUGGCCAGCAGCUGAUCCUGCUGGUGGGCUGUCUGGACACUUCAGAAGAAGGGGGCAGGAAGCGGGUGCUUGCCGUGCUGCAGGAGAUGCUGGUGCUGCCCAACACUCCACUCUCUCUGAUUGGACAGCUGGUGCAGAAGCUUGUGGGGAUGCUUCAAGAUGACCAGCAACGUAUUGCAGUGAUUGCCGAGAUCAUCUCUGAUGUGAGGGAGCCCAUCGUCUCCGUUGAUGACACCGUGGAUGAGAAUGAGAAACGCAAGAAGCAAGUCAGACUGGCCGAGGUGAAGGUGCGCAUCGUGGAGUCCAAGCAGGCGCUGGAGGAGUGUAUCAGCUGCCAGGAUUUUGGCCGCGCGGCCGAGCUGAAAGAUUCCAUCUCCCAGCUGGAGGAACUGCGUGCCAAGAUUUCUCUGGAGGCCUCCCAGGCAGACCACAUCAAAGAGCAACGGGUAGAGAAGUCUUGGCUUUCAGGUGUGGAGCUUGGCCACAGCACUGUGUCAUCUCUAGACUCUACCAAGAAUGAUCCAGAGACUUUGCUGAAGUGUCUGACGAUGUGUGCAGAGGUGAUCAAACGGAUGAAUAUCAACAGAGGAAUUUGCCCAACAAUGAAUGCUCUCAUAGAGUCUCUGAUUCUGCCGAGUGUGUCCAACGCCAACCCGACGGUGAGGAACAUGGCUGUGGUCUGUGUGGGCACUGCUGCUCUCCACAGCAGAGAUCUGGCCAACACACACCUGGUACUGCUUCUGCAGAUCACACAACUAGAUGAACCCAAGGUCAGGAUCAGUGCUCUUAGAGCUCUCAUUGACCAGCUGCUUCUUAAUGGCAUCAACAUCCUACAAGACAAGUCCACCCCUCAGCCAUCUCAGGCACCUGAUUUGCUAGACAGCAUUGAUGGACAGGCUACCCAGCCAAGUGAAGAGGACGAGGAGAGCCCUGUGCAGAGUGUGUUGAAGAUGCUUUCAGAGUUCUUGGAUAGUGAGAUUUCCGAGCUGCGCACGGAGACGGCUGAGGGUUUGGCCAAACUCAUGUACUGUGGGAGAAUCGUGAGUGCAAAACUGUUCUCGCGGCUGGUGCUGCUGUGGUACAACCCUGUAACGGAGGACGACCAGAGGCUGCGUCACUGCCUGGGAGUGUUCCUACAGCUUUACGCUCGAGAGAGCAGAGCCCAUCAAGAAUGUGUGGAGCAGAGUUUUCUGCUUUCCAUGAGAACUCUGUUCAACGCUCCAGUGACUUCUCCUCUCUCUGAGAUUGACACUUCCAACGUGGCUGAACUCUUUGUAGAGCUCACACGACCCAGUGCUCUCAUACAGCCUGCUGCCAUACAGGGCGCGAGCGUGCACGAAUCCUUGGCGGUGCGCUUGUGUAAUGAGAUCCUGCGGGAUGCGUCUGCUCCUGAGGUUCGUCUCUACUGCAAAACCCUUGGCUGUCUGGAGAUCAGCACUGAGCCAGGACCUGCCAAUAAUGAACUGCAACAACUGCUCACAGAGAUACUACAGGCGGUCAAGGAUAAGUACUGUAUAAGAGCUGUUGAGAAGGUCCUCAGUCAGCUGCAAGGAUGCCGCAGUGCACCCACAGAGGCUCAGGACACCGUUCUGGCAGCACUGGAUCAUAAUGCCAGUGAGGCUGUGAAAGAUGAGGAGGCCAAAUCCAAAAGGGCCAGAAAAGGCCAGAAAAAAGUGACCGUAGCCAAGGCUGCAAAGAAAAGCUGCAAGAUGAAGGAGUCUUCUGAUGAAAGUGAUGAGGAGAAUGUUCCAGAUGCACCUCCAGUGAUGCGGCCCAGUCGUUGUGCCAAGACUGCAGCACUGACUAAAACCAAGCAGGACUUGACUGCCCUCAUGAACAAAGAGGCCAGUCCUUAACCUGGGUUCACCUGUAGACUAGAACCCUAUACCAGCAAGGACUAAAGCCAAUCAAGGCCUCCUUAGUAAUACCUCCACCAAAUUGGCAAGCCAUCUAAAAGUAAACUGCAUGCCAAAAAAAUCGUCAUUUAUUGUGGCAUUUGUGCUUUUAACAGAAAAUUACUUGUUUUUAUGAGCAUUUAGGGAAUUAAGAAUUCACUCAGCUCAAAGGCAAGCCAAGAGGAAUUUUUAGAUCUUGCAGACCCAGUGCACUGGCACCAACUUUAAAAAAAUUAACAUUUGAAGGCUCAAGUUAGCACAAUUUUAAGCCUCAAGCAAAUUCAUGAAAACUGUUUUUUCACUUGGUGUCUUUCCUUUAUUCAUUUUCUCACAUUUGCUGUAUUUCUGCAAUGUUUUUACCACUGUACCUGUCCUUGAGAUGAUCCAGUCUUCCCAGCACUGUGGCAAAGGUCUGGCUUAAAGAUAAAGGCUGUUUCAAACACCAAACUGGUCUGAUGCUACCUUAGCCGCGUCAUUAAUGUAAUGAUGCUGUAAAUCAAAUGUCCUUGCUGUGCUGUUUGAAUGACUUGCUUUCAUCUUCACGGCUAUUUUUAGCAGCGGGUGUAUUGGCUUUGGCUCUUUAAUGGCAUAUCCAGGAAGACUACUUUUAUGCAGAUUUGUAAUGCUUAACCUGAAAUUUGUAAUAAAAUGUUAACUGCAUGGA